UUUAUUUCUAAUUACUCUAAAGAUGUCUAACGAUGGACUCAACCCGAUCGAUACGAAGAAAAGGAACUCAAUGACCACUGAGAAUAACAGAGCUAACAAAUCUGAAAACUUCUUUGCAGGAAAUAUCAAAAAUAAACACUUUAAUGAUCUAUCCGUCAAGAACAAGAAGCCGACUAGUUUCAACCUAGACCGCAAUAAAGACCAGAUUAUAGAGGAGCGAAGUGAUGAUGGCGGCAGAGAUGAUGAACAUUUAGAUGAGGAGAAUAGAGAACACGGCUCUUGUGAUGUUUGUGGUAAAUAAAACUCAAAAUUGAUGCCCUUGUAACCAAGCCUUCUAUUGUUCAGAGGCUCAUCAAAAAUCUGACUGGAAGAGACACAAGAAUUUGCACAAAAGUAUCAUGGGUGGUAUCAAGAAGAGGAAAGAAAGUGAUACUCCUAUUCAGCUUGAAAAGAGGCGACUAACAGUGACUCAGCCAAUAACAUCAAAUAGCCUCCAAGUUCCAGAGAAGAAGAUCCCUAAGAAGAAAUACAAGUAUGCUGAUCAAUUUAACCUUGAUGAGGAAAAGGCAAUGAAGAAGGAGAGAAGAUGGGAGAUGAUCCUUUAUUUCCAGUACAAGAAGGAUUACAAAAAGAUGCUCGAAAUGGCAGUCAGUUAUUAUAACGAUAAUAAAUCUGACACUGAUUUUAUCAACUGUCUUCUAUAUGCAAAAGCACUAAUCCUUCGGAAUCGACAUGAUAAAGCAAAUGAGAUUCUGAAUGAAUGCUUUGAGAUCAUGAGCAGAAUCAAGCUGUCUUAUAAGGAUAUCACUAAGAAUGUCAAGACUGAGAAGAAGGAGAAUCAGCUCGAUUUCUUCGAUGAACAGAGGACCAUAACUAAAAACACAGGGAAGUCUGUCAAAAUGUCCACAUGGAACUAUUUCAAGAUGGUUUUAUCUGCAUAUGCCACUCUAGCUGCUCUUUAUAGCCAUAUAGGUAACCAGAAAAGCUCUGAAGAGGUUUACGGCAUCUAUGCUUCUAUAAUCGAAAAGUUUUAUGGCAACAACAGUCUUGAAUCAGGCCAUUGAUUCUACUCUAUUGGGGUAUUUUACAUAGAACAAGAGAUGUAUCAUAAGGCGUUAAAGUGAUUUGAGAAAGCUCUUUUUGUCAUGGAAAGAAUCUUUAGGACCCAUCUCCACCCAUCAAUAGCAGAUUGUCAUUAUUUCCUCUCAGUCAUCUUUAAGCGUCAAAGACUGUUUGAAAGAGCAAAGGGAGAGAUUAGAAAAUGAAUCGAUAUCAGGAAAGAAGCUAUUGGCAAGGAUUCUCUUCCUCUAGCUCAUGCUUAUGAGCAUUUAGCAAAAAUUCUCUUCCAGAUGAAGAACAAAUCGAAGGUGCUGGAGUACAUCAAUAUGGCAUUGAACAUAUGGAGAAGUAAGGUGACCAAUCCAAACCAUCCUGAUCUAUUAAGAGUCUCAAUGCUAGCACUAAUCUUUGCAAAGGAAAUUAAUAAAGAAACUGAAGAAAGACAGGAGAAAAUCAAAAAUGAUAAAAUAAUGCAGAAAGAAGAUGCUUAUGAUGAUAGCUUCAUCACGCCUCUAAAUUUAUCUAAGCUGCUAAGUGCUAAGUAUAAGGCAGAUCAGGAGGUCAAUCGGGAUAUUAAGCAUGAUAAUAGUCAAGAGAAUCACCCCUCAGAAUCCAAUAACUCCUAUUCCCGUAUAAUCUCAGAGCCGAGGAACACCUCUCAUAUCCUAAAGGAUGGGUUUGAUAAUGUGAUGGGAUUAUUUAAGAUAGAAGAUAAAGGAAAUGCUAAUUCAUAUAUUGUAACAUUUAUCUUAAGUCUAACUGAGAACCAACUUGAAGUUCUGAACCACAAUAUGAAUCUCAUUAAUCCUGGACCAAGGACGACUAUCCAAGAGAUUGAUCUAGACUUUAAGAAUCAACUGAAGCCCUUCCAAUAUGAGUUGUUUAAGAAGUCUAGAAUAUGGACUAUUCCGAAGGAUAAUUACCUAAUUCUCAAUAAAGAGAAUAGCAGGCUUUCACCAGAAUUGAGGAAAAGGCUCCUGCUCAACUCUGAAAUUACCCCUGGAAACUUAUUAAUCAUUGAGAAUUCGCCUCAUUAUGACCAAGAGCUUCUGGCGAGGGAACAAGAGGAAGAUGAGAAAUUCUUAGAUAUGAUGAGACAGAAGACCGGAUCUGAGAUGCUAAAGUUCCUUCUACCUGAGCAGUUAAGGAUUUUCGAGAACAUUAUUUUGUACAAAUAUCCUCUGAAAUACUUCACCAAUACAAUUAAGGAAAGCCAGGUAGAUGCUUUUAAACAAGAGAUCAACGCUAGCUUCCAGUCCAACCAGGUAUAUAGCAAUGAAGAUGACUAUUUUAAGGAAGGUGAGCAAGCAAACAGCUAUUUUGAAGACGAAGAUGAUGAAGUGAACCCUCAAGAAUACGCAGAUGCUAUAAUCCAAGGUAUAAAUAGCAUCCAAACAUUGGAAGUCUUUACAUACUUAGACUUCGGGAUUGAUUACCCUCCUGACUAUUUCCAAGUGAGAGAGUUAGAUGAGCUUAAAGAAGAUUUUAUAUCAUUUGUGAAUAAACUCACUCCUUCCCAGGUCAGACAGAUUUAUAAGAAAAAUCCUAUUCUAACAUCUGAGUCAAUGAUGAAUAGUCUACUUAACAAACAAAGUUUUGGCAAUGAAAUGAGUCAAGAAUCUCAACAUGAACUCUUCUUGGAUAAUCAGAGCAAAGAGGAAAGUAAACAUGACCUCACGGAGGGUGAAGAGGAAGAACUACAGGACAAGUUUAAGUACUUUGAUGAAAAGAAUAUAUCCACUGAUAAAAUUAAGAUUCAGGAUAGAGAAGAACCAAGCGAGAGUUUCCAUCCUUUAACUAGGGCAAACCCUAAGACCAUCUCUUCGAUAGGAAAGUUCACAAAUACCGAAGGAGAUGACCAUGAGAACCUUUUUGAGGAUCUGAACAGGGAGCUUAAUCCUGAUCAUCACCCUGCUACUCCUACAAAGAGGUAUUAGUCGUUAGAGAAGAUAAGGAUCUAUGAUGCUAAGAAUAAAAUUUCAAUC
This is a messenger RNA of Moneuplotes crassus, 3044 nucleotides long. The record is from the annotation of a GenBank genome assembly. NCBI's taxonomy places the organism in Eukaryota, Ciliophora, Spirotrichea, Euplotida, Euplotidae.